UUACUGACUAGUUGUGCAUCGGUUGAUAUUAUAGUUCGGUAAAUCUAUAAUUAUUGAUUUUUUUUUACAUUAAUUAAACAUUAAAAUCCGAUUAAUUUUUAAUUGGUUUAAUUGUUAAAUUAAUUACUUAUAUUUAAUUAAAAUUUACAAAAACAAUGGAUAUAGAAAUUCUUGAAGAAAUGCCAAGCGAAAUCGCCGAAUUUUUUUGUGAACAAGUACUAAAACGUGAUUGGCCAGACAGCAUGCAUGCAUAUUAUUUUAUAAAAAAUGGUUUUAAAUGGAACAAAAGUAAUGCACCAACAAGUUACAAAUUAUACUACGUUCCAAGUGAUAUUGAAAAUGGCACAUUUUUAGGUAUUCAAUACCAAGUUGGAAACCAAUAUCCUGUUAUAAUUGUUACGUAUACAUUUCCUGGUAAUGAAGAUAAUUAUAUAAGAAUUUUAAGUUCUACCAAACGUUUCAAUUGGCAGAGAACUCUUCUAUUUCAAGCAAACGUUGGAAGAAUGGUAGAUGUUAUUAAGACAACCAUCAAAACAAAGGGUUUAGAAAGUAAAUUAUAUGCUGAUAGUAUUCUUAAAUGGAUGCCCGCCAACGAAGCAGCUCAAUUAGAACUGAAAAUUCCAGACGAUGUUUUCAUAAGUCAGCUUAAUAAAAAUCAUGUAGAUUUUAUGUAUUCACAAUGGAAACACAGUGAUGUCUAUUCUAAAUCGGAUAUUGAAGAUUCAGUUAUUUACAAUUUUGGCUACGGAAUAUUCAGUAAAAAUAAUAACGAUCUGCUUGCAUGGGCCAUGUGUGGAAGUUAUGGUGGUUUAACUACUUUAGUUGUUCGAUCUGAUAAAAGAAAUAACGGAUUGGGUAAAUUAAUCACAAAAGCCGUCACUAAACAAAUGGGAUUAAGAGGAAUAUCACCACAUGCAAUAAUAAGUAGAUUUAACGAUAUAUCUCUUACUAUGUUUGAUAAAAUUGGCUAUAAUAGAAAAGAUCCGAUUCCUAUGCUGUACUUUAUAGUGGAAAGAUAUGAUAAUAUCCAGUCAAAAACCCAAAACUAACUAAAAUGAGAUCCACAGUUGAAUUUUAAUCAAUAAUUAUUAUUAUUGAUAUCAUUUUAAUAAAAUGAUUAAUAAUAAGCAUUUUUAUUUUAUUUCCUUGUAUAUAAUUAAGUUUAUUAGAAACUGGGUUAAUGGUCGACUAAAAGGUUUUCAUUACUUAAUUACUCGGUAAGUUGACGUGUAUAAAAUAUAAAUCAAAUAUCAAAGCAUAUUAAGUAACUCAUUUAUAAACCUUUAUUUAUAAAUAAGAUUGUAUUCAUAUUUAAAAUAAAUUUAAUAUAAGAUUGUAUAUAUUAUAACUCAAUUAUUUCCAGUGCUCGAAUUGGGGAGUGCGCAGGGGGACGUAGCUCCUCUACUUUUUUUAAAAUUUUUUUGCGCACCCCAACUACUUUUUUUUAUGAGGACGGUGGAAAAUACCACCUCUUUUUUUUUUUUAAAUAUUAGUAUGAUAAUGAAAUAUAAUUUAUUAAUAAAUACUAAAUAAAGUAAUGAGUAAAAAAAAAAAA
This is a messenger RNA of Daktulosphaira vitifoliae (grape phylloxera), 1555 nucleotides long. RefSeq lists its product as uncharacterized. The record is from RefSeq and is a predicted model, not a curated record. Bases 156 to 1049 code for a protein of 297 amino acids. Gene Ontology annotation, molecular function: acyltransferase activity, transferring groups other than amino-acyl groups. NCBI's taxonomy places the organism in Eukaryota, Metazoa, Arthropoda, Insecta, Hemiptera, Phylloxeridae. The transcript has 4 exons.